GGGAGGACGAGGACAGGCAGGGAACCAGAACCAGCGUUAAAGAGACAGAAGAAAAGAGGAGCAGAGUGUGGGAAGAGCAGCCCAUCAGAAAAAGAGCUUUCAACAUACAGAGGAGGGGAGCCAGUUUGUGUAGAGUGCGUCACAGCCUGUGGCUCUGUCUGUGUGAUCCACGGUUCUCUGGAGGCCGUGGCAGCCAUGGCGUCGGAGCCAGGCACCCAGUCCAGGGUGAUGUUUCAGGCGCCGGACAAGACAGAAGACCCGGCACACCGUAAGCUGGGUAAGCUGACAGUGAAGUACAACCGCAAGGACCUGCAGAGGAGGCUGGAUAUUGAGGAGUGGAUCGACGGGCAGCUGCACCUGCUGUUUGACUGCGAGGAGGAAGAGAUUCCAGAGUUAGAAAUCGACAUAGACGAACUCCUAGAACUGCCCGAUGAAGGACAAAGAACUCGACUUGAGGAAUUAUUGCAGGAAUGUGGAAAGCCAAAAGAGGAGUUUAUCAACGGGCUGCUCUACAGGAUAAAAGGUCUACGUAAAAUGUCAGGCCCCUUGAAGAAGUAAUUGUAGGUCAAAUUAAGAACCAAGACGACGUGGAGCCUCUUCUUUCCCACAGGUUAAGAGUUUGUAUGCCUGGAAGAGCAAAUAUCACAUCGGGGACUUUUCCUGACUUCUUCCCCCCUUCCUGAGUCAGAAUGGAUUUUUUUUCUGCUCAAUUUAUGGACUCUAAAAAUUUAAGCUCCCUUCAAAAUAUCAAUAAUGUAAAAGUGAUAAACACCACACAACUAUUACCCAGAUGGACUCUUUUUUUGUGUAAGAGUUAGAGUGUACAUUUUCAGUUUCUUAUUUAUGUACAUAAGCAUUUUGUUCAGGUAACAGUGUUGUUGGAAUAAAGUGGAAGCUUUUCAAAACAA
Molecule: messenger RNA, 908 nt
Organism: Poecilia reticulata (guppy)
Lineage: Eukaryota; Metazoa; Chordata; Actinopteri; Cyprinodontiformes; Poeciliidae
Gene: ppp1r14d
Product: protein phosphatase 1 regulatory inhibitor subunit 14D
Biological process (GO): innate immune response; regulation of phosphorylation
Cellular component (GO): cytoplasm
Molecular function (GO): protein serine/threonine phosphatase inhibitor activity
Source: RefSeq, a predicted model, not a curated record